Messenger RNA from Aspergillus steynii IBT 23096, 2019 nucleotides. RefSeq names its product putative integral membrane protein Pth11-like. Lineage: Eukaryota; Fungi; Ascomycota; Eurotiomycetes; Eurotiales; Aspergillaceae. Bases 128 to 1882 code for a protein of 584 amino acids. The record is from RefSeq and is a predicted model, not a curated record. The transcript has 2 exons.
UGUUGAAUCUCCUGCAGGCCACUGUGCAUUACUGUUAAUAUUCCGACUUGACUGGAUUCAUCCCGACUUGCUGCUGCCUACGGCCCCUCUGCGGAGGUGGUGCGGCGCACUCGACGGCUGCCUCAGUAUGUUCAGCCCGCGUGGCAUUUACUCCGACACUCCGCCAGAUAUCCGCACCAAGUUGGACGACAAUCCGACGCUGCUGGUGAGCUGGUGGACGACCGGCUUUUCGUUGGCCAUUAUCGUGACGAGGGUCUGCGGUCGAUAUGUCCGCAUCGAGCGCUUCUUUCCCGAGGACAAGGUCAUGAUGGCCAGUAUCAUUCCGCUGUUGAUCCGCAUGGCUUUGGUCCAUGUCAUUCUGAUCUGGGGCACCAACAAUACGAAAACGGAGGGCUUGACGGACAUCGAGAUCCGGCAUCGCGUGAUUGGGAGUAGAUUGGUGCUGGGGGCGAGGAUCUUCUAUGCGAUCUUUAUCUGGACGGCCAAGUUGACGGUCUGCGAGUUUCUCAGGCGAGUGGCUGGCAUGAUCUGGCGACGAUCACUACGGCUGUUUCUGCAGUUUCUCUACUAUUUCCUCGCGUCGACGCUCGUCGCCGUCCUGAUCGCCACGCUGGCCGAGUGCCAGCCAUUCCAUCACUACUGGCAGGUCGUGCCCGAUCCCGGUCCGCAGUGUCGCCUGGGUUAUGCCAACCUGAUCACGAUGGGCGCAUGCGAUGUGAUUACCGACAUCCUGCUCGUGGCCUUCCCCAUCCCCUUGAUCGUCAUGUCGAACAUGCCGGUGAAGCGCAAAGUCUCGCUCGUGGUCCUCUUCGCCCUCUCCCUGAUCCUCGUCGGCAUCACCUGCUACCGCGUCCCCUCGGUCAUCCACCACAAUGGAUCGCAACAAUACCGCACGCUGCUCGCCUCGCUCGAGAUCCUCGCCGCCACGGCCGUCUCCAACGCCGUCGUCAUCGGCUCCUUCGUGCGCGACAAGGGCGUCAAGAAAGCCAAGUACAAGAAAGCCCAGGGCUCCGCCUCCGUCAGCGAGAGCCUCGACCACACCACCGUCCGCCGCGCCACCAUCACCCAUCACCAAUGGGGCUCCGACUCCGACCUCGCCGGCGACCUCGGAAUCCGCCUCGACUCCGAUCUCUGCUCCUCGGAGAACCAGGGUCCUAGGCCCGCCCCCGUCGCAGGGCCCUAUCAGCCGUACGGAACCCCCACCGGCACCGCCGGCCUCAACCCAGCCUGGUCCUUCAACCACCCAUCCACCAUCGCCGACGACGACCGCACCUCCACCACCGGCAGCCUUGACCUCAAAAUCAGCCCCCACGAGUACAUCGAAACCAACCGACCUCGCCACUACUCCCCCAACUCCACCCCCCACCACUCUUCCCCAGGAAAGGUCUCCUUCUUCGACGUCGGCGGCCUCCUCGAUCCCUCCCCAUCCACAUCCACCCUGCACGUCCCAGGCACCACCCCUCCAGACCCCAAUCUAAACCCCAAUACCCAUCUUCACCCCCAUCUCCAUCCUCCCCCCCUCCUCUCCCCUCCCCGCCGCUCCCGCUCCCUCGGCGGAAGCCGCGCCUUCCUGCAAGACGUCGGCGGCCUCCUCCCAGGCACGAGCACAACAACAGCACCAUCCUCACCAACCCGCCUGUCUUCAUUCUCAUCGUCCUCCCGCCCCGGCGCCCUCCGCACAUCGCUCUCCUCGGGCCGACGACGCGGCUCGAGCGUCCAUUUCGACGACAUGCCGUCGCCGGAGUCUGAUUCGCCCGUGCCGUCGUAUCGCUCGCAGCAGGAUUAUCUGCGCUCUUCGAUUCCGAUACCUGAGGGUGAGGGGGCGGAUGCGGUGGAGUUGCAGGAUGUGGGUGGGCUUUUGAGGGGGAAUGGUGGAGGUUAGUUAGGGGGGUUGGUUUGUAUGAAUGUUGUGGUGUAUGUUAUGGGGUGUGAGAUUGGUAUAGGGAUGAGGGAGUUGGGUUGUAUUUUUAUUAUUGUUACCUUAUGUUGUCUUUGGGGUUCAAGGGUCUGGAUUGGGUU